AGUUAAAUAUUGUGGAAGUUAUUAAAGAAAUACUUUCGUAUGGACAAAAACGCCUACUUACUAGGGGUCUUAGUUGCUUUGGCCGGCAAUCUGGUCCAUUGUGCCGUGGGUCCCAUAUGGAUUGCCCGCAAUGUCAAUGAUCCUCUGCCGCCAUUCGCCAUCGUCGCCGGCUACGAUUCUAACAGGGAUCCCAUCUAUGUGGCUCGCGCCAGUCACAAUGGCGAAGUGGUGCCUGCCAAGUUCAUUCCCAACAAGAAACUGGCCUUCAUCUCCUGGGCCGGUAAGGAGAUCACCAAGAAUGACUUUGAGAUCCUGACCGGACACGAGCACAGCUGGCACCCUGCCAAGGGUGGUAAUGUGCCACCCGGUGCUCUGCGCACCGGCCAUACCGCCGAUGGCGAGCCACUGUAUGUGGGACGCGCCUCCUUUGCUGGCAGUCUGACGCCCGGCAAGGUGCAUCCCUCUAAGGGCUGUAUGUACGUUUCGUAUGGCGGCGGUGAGCAAUGUCUGAAGGAGUACGAGGUGCUCGCGGUACCAUAAAAAUGAACACCAAUAUCGAUUUAUGGCAUUCUUAAAAUCUUCCAGAAUAACACUUAUAACAAGCCACAUAUUUUAAA
Messenger RNA from Drosophila sulfurigaster albostrigata, 617 nucleotides. RefSeq lists its product as uncharacterized. The transcript is spliced from 2 exons. NCBI's taxonomy places the organism in Eukaryota, Metazoa, Arthropoda, Insecta, Diptera, Drosophilidae. The record is from RefSeq and is a predicted model, not a curated record. The coding region runs from base 40 to 540 and encodes 166 amino acids.